Alnus glutinosa is the source of this 1304-nucleotide messenger RNA. Its product is annotated as cyclin-dependent kinase inhibitor 5-like. Gene Ontology annotation, molecular function: cyclin-dependent protein serine/threonine kinase inhibitor activity. Bases 139 to 837 code for a protein of 232 amino acids. Gene Ontology annotation, cellular component: nucleus. NCBI's taxonomy places the organism in Eukaryota, Viridiplantae, Streptophyta, Magnoliopsida, Fagales, Betulaceae. Gene Ontology annotation, biological process: negative regulation of cyclin-dependent protein serine/threonine kinase activity. The record is from RefSeq and is a predicted model, not a curated record. The transcript is spliced from 3 exons.
GAGGCAGGCACUACAAAUACCCCCCUCCCCCCAUUUCUUUCUCUCUUUAUUUCUCUAUGAAAGCUGAGCUUAUUGUUGAGCUUUAGCUCCACCCGCUUUGGGGUUCGAAGCAGGCACAAAAAAGAGAGAGAGAGAGAGAUGGGGAAGUACAUUCGCAAGGCCAAAGCGACAGGCGAGCUCGCCGUCAUGGAGGUGUCCCAGUCGUCCCUCGGGGUCCGCACGCGCGCGCGAACCCUAGCCCUCCAGAAGUCUCCGGCCCCUUCUUCUCCGGCAGCCGCCUCCGGCUCCUACCUGCAGCUUCGGAGCCGCCGGCUUGAGAAGCCCCCGGUCGCUCUUUCGAGCCAGGACUCCGGGGCCAAGCGCCAUAAGCAGGCCGGUUCCAACCCUAGGGCGGGGUCGAGCCUGCGAGUGGGCUCCCAUGGGCCCAAGGUCGUCGACCAGGAGGCCGAAGAGGUUGAGAAAGAGGAGGACCUUAAAGAGAAGGAAAAGAGUGGCAACAACGAUUUAGCGGUUGAGGAAGCUUCGUUUGGAGAGAAUGUUUUGGAGUUUGAAGGUAGAGAGAGGAGCACCCGCGAAUCCACACCGUGUAGUUUGAUUAGGGAUCCAGACACCAUAAGAACCCCCGGUUCUUCUACCAGGCCUACCUGCUCAACUGAGACUAACCGCAGAACGCAGAACACAAUGCGUAGGCAUAUACCAACAGCACAGGAAAUGGAUGAGUUCUUUGCUGCUGCUGAAGAAGAUCAGCAAAGACAAUUCAUUGAGAAGUACAACUUUGAUCCUGUGAAUGACAAGCCGCUCCCAGGGCGCUAUGAAUGGGAGAAAUUGGAUCCUUAGAUCUUACUGUUCCAUCUGGACUUAUAUUCCUGCACAUUCUCGGUUGAUCUUGAGCUUAGGAAUUUUGAAGUAGCAGGACUUAGCUUUAGUUGGAAUGGUGAUGGUAUUAUUUCUGUUUUCCAUCACCCUUAAUUCACUUGUAAAGAAAGAAGUAGGACUGUCAAGUCGUGUGUAGACUAAUGGUCUGUAACAUAACAGAGGUUAUGACGAGCGAGUUACACAACAAAUACAUAUCAAAGUCCUUUGUCUAACAGAUCAUCUGAAGAGGGGGAGGGAAAGAGGGUUGUACUUGUAGGAAGUAGGGUAGUUCAUCCAACUAGGUCAGUCUAUGUGGUACAGAAAUUUACUUAGGUUUUCUUUUUCUUUUUUGGUACUGUAUUUUCCUCCCCCCACCUUCUUUGUCAAUACUUGUACUGAUGGAACUUUGAAAAACUGUGGAAUAAACAUGACCCGUUUCCCUCUCUUCA